AUGACUCAGAAGACGAUAUUGAAUCUUGAGCUCAGCACGACACGCAUCGCUGAAGCUGUUAGCGUUUACAUACGUUAUAAAGUUACCGAGCUGCAAGAGAUGAAGGGCUUCGAUGAUGGUCGGCGAAACCAAAUUAUCCUGUAUCUCGACGGUAAUGCCAACCAGACAUUUCUUUGGGUGGCCAUGGUUUGCGAGCGUCUCCAGAGCUCCAGAUCGUGGAAGAUACUUGAUGGUCUGAAAGACUUGCCUGCUGGACUCAAUGCUCUUUACGGGCGGAUGAUUCGUUAUGUCGAAGACUCGGAAGAUGCUGAUCUUCUCUUCGAAGUUCUCUCACUUGUCUCUGUCGCUCAUCGGCCAAUGAGCCUCUCCGAAAUGGCGGCUAUCCUCAACAUACCGAGUGAGAUUACGAUGAACGAAAAGAUUCUACGAGAAGUGAUUUGCUGUUGUGGUUCAUUUUUGACGAUAAGAGACGACUUUGUCUAUUUCAUACAUCAAUCUGCUCAAGAGUUCUUGCUCCAUCAGACGGCUAGCUUGGUCUUCCCUGGUGGGAUAGAGAAGAAACACAUCUACAUCGCCCUGAAGUCACUCAGUGUGCUAUCCGGUAUUCUCAAGCGUGAUAUCUACGAUCUGGGAGAGCCAGAUCUCAGCCUCCGAUAUCAAAACUCCGUCUGA
This is a messenger RNA of Clonostachys rhizophaga, 672 nucleotides long. The record is from the annotation of a GenBank genome assembly. NCBI's taxonomy places the organism in Eukaryota, Fungi, Ascomycota, Sordariomycetes, Hypocreales, Bionectriaceae.